Hibiscus syriacus is the source of this 960-nucleotide messenger RNA. RefSeq lists its product as uncharacterized. NCBI's taxonomy places the organism in Eukaryota, Viridiplantae, Streptophyta, Magnoliopsida, Malvales, Malvaceae. Bases 189 to 623 code for a protein of 144 amino acids. The transcript is spliced from 4 exons. The record is from RefSeq and is a predicted model, not a curated record.
UGAGUUCUUUGCCUUUUACCUAACAGAAGUUUUGUUGCUUUGGAUGCCCCUAUACUCCUCCCCCUUCCCCUACUCUAACCUAUUUCCUUCUUUCUCUUUCAUAACCCCUCUUCCCCCUUUUAAAUUCCUAGAAUUCUUUGAGAAUCUCCAAGAUAUUCUAACAUUUCUCUCUUUCUCCGUGUAACAUUAUGGAUGAAUACUAUACAAGGAGCCAUGUUCCAGCUUUUGGCAGCUGGGAUUGGAACAACGACCUCCCUUUCACUCAGUGUUUCGAAUCAGCAAGACAAACUGGAUUGCUUCGUUACAGCUACUCCGAGGAUCGUGAUCUGUAUGUUGCUGGUGAUCUUUAUGAUAAUGAUGUUGUUACUCCUGCCAUGAUCGUUGUUCCUCGCAGAAGGACAAAAGUACGACAGUCGAAUGUUAAAGAAAGAAAAAGGCAAAGCUGGGAGAUCAAUGACGUGAAGGAACCACAAAGUUCAACUCCCAUCCAUCACCGGCCAACACCCAAACCAGUUGAUGAAGACCUCUAUAAAAUUUCCCCACAUCUCCUUUACGCAAAACCCAGAAAAAAGAGAGGGUUGAGCUUCUUUUCGAGCUGCAUGGUUCCUGCUUGUGUGUUGUGAAGCUAGCUGUUUUGCCCAUCGCCAAAGUGCAUGCUUAAUCUUUUUCAUGUAUAGGAUGAAGUAAAUAUAGUUUUAAGAGGAUGAUGAGAAUGGGAUAAUGGCAUGGGAAUGUGUUCUUCUUUCCCUCUCGCCCUUAAUCUGGAUAUUGAGGGGAUUAUUGGGAUAAAAAGAGAAUUAAGAUAGUUUUUUUACUACUGUUAUUGUGUGAGGGUUAUUGUAGGUAGAAUCAUGUUGUUGAGGUGCUGUUUCUUGUAUUGAAAGGCUAUCUUUUCGAUGAUUUUUAAUGAAAAAAAUGGAAUUUGAAGGAAAAUAGGAAGACUUUUGAGAGUGGUUGGAA